UGAAAAAAGAUGUGGUGACUAACAAAAUUUUCUGGUUUCUCACACCUAUCAUUUCAUCAAUCAUUCCUUCCCCUGCUUCUAUCUUAAAUACACUUGCAACAAUUUCAUUCAAACAAAGUAUUACAAACUUUUUCGUUCUUCUGUCUUCCUGCCUUUCUGUUAAACAUGGUUUCAGCAUUAUCCGACGUUGAAGGUGAAGAUAUUGGAACAGUAGUGGACUUUCGAGGUAGACCUUUCGAUAAAUCUAGUACGGGUGGAUGGCUUGCUGCAGGUCUUAUCUUAGGUUCUGAACUUGCUGAGAGAAUUUGCGUUGUUGGAAUCUCGAUGAAUUUAGUGACGUAUUUAGUCGGAGAUCUGCAUAUUCCAACAGCGAAAUCCGCAACAAUUGUUACUAAUUUCAUGGGCAGUCUCAAUCUUCUUGCACUUCUUGCUGGUUUCUUAGCUGAUGCAAAGCUUGGCCGGUACUUGACAGUUGCGAUAUUUUCAACCAUAACUGCUGUGGGAGCAACUUUGCUAACAGUAGCUACAAGCAUCCCAAGUAUGAGACCACCAGCUUGCGAUGAGGUCAGAAGACAACACCACGAAUGCAUCCAAUCUACUGGGAGUCAGUUGGCGUUGUUAUACGCUGCCCUAUAUGUAAUUGCAUUAGGUGGUGGUGGUAUAAAAUCGAACGUAUCAGGUUUUGGGUCUGAUCAAUUUGAUGUGAGAGAUCCUAAAGAAAGAAAGGCUAUGUUUUUCUUCUUCAACCGAUUCUACUUCUGCAUCAGUCUUGGAUCUCUCUUUGCAGUGACAGUUUUAGUAUAUAUACAAGAUAAUGUUGGGAGAGCGUGGGGGUACGGGAUAUCGGCUGGUGCCAUGGCAAUCGCCGUACUCGUAUUGUUUGGUGGUACACCCGUUUAUCGAUUAAGGACACCACAAGGAAGUCCACUUACUGUUAUUUGGAGAGUGUUUUACUUGGCUUCUAGGAAGAGAAAAUUGCCUUACCCUGCUCAUCCUAGUCUCUUGAACGAGUAUCAUACCGCCAAGGUUUCUCAUACAGAAAGACUAAGGUGCCUGGAUAAGGCAGCCAUCGUAGAUGCUAACGAUAACGGGCAGCUAGAAAAUGGGACAUACAACUCAUGGGUUGUCUCUACAGUGACACAAGUGGAAGAGGUAAAAAUGGUGUUGAAACUCAUCCCAAUUUGGUCGACAUGUAUACUCUUCUGGACAGUAUAUUCUCAAAUGACAACUUUAUCAGUUGAACAAGCAACUUUCAUGAAUAGACAUAUUGGUUCCUUCAUUUUCCCAUCAGGAUCAGUUUCGGUGUUUCUCACUCUAACAAUCUUAAUUUUCACUUCCCUUAACGAGAAAGUCAUUGUCCCAAUUGCUAGAAGAUUUACUCAUACUACUCAAGGAAUUACAAGUCUUCAGAGAAUUGGAAUAGGACUAGUUUUCGCCAUCAUGGCUAUGGUAGCAUCUGCAAUUGUUGAAAAACAAAGAAGGAUUAUCGCUGUUCGGGACCAAAUUCAGAUAAGUGUAUUUUGGUUAGUGCCUCAGUACUUUCUAGUUGGAGCUGGAGAAGGGUUCGCUUAUGUUGGGCAGCUGGAGUUUUUUAUAAGAGAAGCUCCAGAGAGAAUGAAAUCUAUGAGUACAGGGCUAUUCCUUACUACAGUGGCAAUGGGGUUCUACGUUAGUAGUUUAUUAGUGUCUUUGGUGGAUAAAAUCACCCACAAGGGUUGGAUCAGAAGUAAUCUAAACAAAGCAAAGUUGGACUACUUUUUCUGGAUGCUUGCAGUAUUGGGAGUUUUGAACUUUCUGGUAUUUCUUGCGUUUGCAAUGAAGCAUCAAUACAAAGUAGAAAAACAUUAUGAUAAAACCAUAGAGGGUGAUAAUGAGAAUGAGCUUAAAGAUUGGAAAAAUAAUGGGAGUGUUAUAGAAGAGUUUGAGAAGAAAGAAGCUGUUGAAGGUGUGUUUUAGGAUUCCGUUUUUGCUUUCUUUAUUGAUUUCUUUUAAGGGCUAUUUCAUGUAUAACAAGGUUGGGUCGGGUGCCAUAGAAGUGUAUCUUGUACAAGUAAAAGUUUUUGUCAUUUGUACAUCCACGCAUAAGGUGUUUGAUGAUCCUUCUUUCUUCUUUUUUUCUUGUUUUCAUAUUAUGUGAUAUAAAGGAGAGUGAAUUGCUUUUAAGGUAAAUUGUGUUUAAACUUUUGACUGGUGAAUAGACUCUAGUCCAACAAUGAUUGAGUAUUCACUCAUGAGUGUUGAUGGCUAGAGGUUUCAUCAUUUUCUCUACUAUAAAGUUGCGCUUGUAAUUU
This is a messenger RNA of Papaver somniferum (opium poppy), 2291 nucleotides long. RefSeq names its product protein NRT1/ PTR FAMILY 6.4-like. Gene Ontology annotation, molecular function: nitrate transmembrane transporter activity. The transcript has 5 exons. Gene Ontology annotation, biological process: response to nitrate; transmembrane transport. The coding region runs from base 166 to 1956 and encodes 596 amino acids. The record is from RefSeq and is a predicted model, not a curated record. NCBI's taxonomy places the organism in Eukaryota, Viridiplantae, Streptophyta, Magnoliopsida, Ranunculales, Papaveraceae. Gene Ontology annotation, cellular component: membrane.